ACCCCUCUAGCUACAUGAUCGAUGGUAGAAUGUCAGAAACCCAAACUCAGUGGAGGAAAAGAAAGCUAACCCUAGCUAACUCCUCUAUAUAAGAAGCCGAAAGCCGAGCUCUUUCAUCACCAAAAUCAUUCUCUCUCCCACACACAUCCUCUUUGCUACAUGAAUCAUAACAGCCUUUCUUUCUAAUUCUAGCUUGCUUGCCUUUUUCUAGUAAGGAACUGAUCAUCAUCAUCGAUCCUACUGUUUUCUAAGGGAGUAAAUUAAUGGAGCAGAGAAAGGUAGCAGAAGUACCAAAAGAUCAGGCUGACCAGGAGAAAUGGGUUCAUGACUCUUCUGUGGAUCUUAAAGGAAGAGUUCCUGUUCGUGCCAAAACUGGUGUCUGGAAGGCCUCCAGAUUUAUUAUUGCAAUCGAGUUCAGUGAGAGGUUAAGUUACUUUGGAAUUGCAACCAGCUUAAUCCUUUACCUAAGCAAGGUACUUCAUCAAGAUCUUCAGACAGCAGUCAAGAGCGUGAAUUACUGGUCCGGUGUUACCACUCUGAUGCCACUGUUGGGAGGAUUCAUAGCUGAUGCUUACUUAGGCAGAUUCUCUACAGUGCUUGUGUCAACCAUCAUCUACCUUCUGGGUUUGAUUCUCCUUACGUUGUCCUGGUUCAUACCAGCCUUAAAGGCUUGCGAGACUGAUAUAUGCACCGAACCCAGGAAGGUCCACGAGGUGGUUUUUUUCCUUUCCAUUUACUUGAUCUCCAUAGGAACUGGAGGACAUAAACCCUCUUUGGAGAGCUUAGGAGCAGACCAGUUUGAUGAUGAUCAUGAUGAAGAAAGAAAGCAGAAGAUGACCUAUUUCAACUGGUGGAACUUUGCCCUUUGUGCUGGAGUUCUACUUGGUGUGACUGUGAUUGUCUAUGUGCAGGACCAUGUGAACUGGGGUGCUUCUUAUAUUAUUCUCACAGCAGUUAUGGCAGUUACACUUGCUAUCUUCACUAUAGGAAGACCAUAUUACCGUUACAGAGCAGCCACAGGUAGCCCCUUGACGCCAUUGUUUCAAGUUCUUGUCGCAGCCAUUCGCAAGAGAAAUCUUCCUUACCCUUCCAGUCCUGCUCAAUUGUACGAAAUUCCCAAGAUAGAGAAAACUCAAGGGAGGUUUCUGUGCCACACAAAGAAACUCAAAUUUCUUGACAAAGCAGCUGUUCUUGAAGACAAAGACAAUGCGGCCGAGAAGCAAAGCCCUUGGAGACUCGCAACUGUGACGAAGGUCGAGGAGUUGAAGCUUCUUCUGAACAUGAUCCCCAUAUGGCUUGCUACCAUGCCAUUUGGACUUUGUAUAGCACAAGGCGCCACAUUCUUCAUCAAACAAGGUGUUACUUUGGACCGAAAGAUUGCAAAUGGUUUUGAGACCCCGGCCUCCAUCUACGGUAUUGCUGCCAUAGGAAUGAUAAUCUCUGUGACCGUUUACGAGAAAAUCCUGGUUCCUUUACUAAGAAAGGCAACAGGAAAUGAACGAGGGAUCAGUAUCCUACAGAGGAUUGGUAUUGGAAUGCUAUUCUCAGCAGUUGUAAUGGUAAUUGCAGCCUUAGUUGAGGCGAAAAGAUUAGGUGUAGUGGAGAAUGAUCCCAAAAAGAGUUCACUUUCAAUGAGUGUUCUUUGGUUGGCUCCACAACUUUUAAUCCUUGGCGUUGGAGAUGGAUUCGCUCUGGUGGGAUUGCAGGAGUACUUUUAUGAACAGGUUCCAGAUUCUAUGAGAAGUUUAGGCAUUGCAUUUUACCUUAGUGUAAUAGGAGCUGCAAACUUCGUUAGCAGUUGGUUGAUGACAGUUGUUGGCCACAUAACCAGGAAGGGUGGGCCUGGCUGGUUUGGUAAAGAUUUGAACAGCAGCCGCCUGGACAAAUUCUAUUGGCUAUUGGCUGGCAUUUCUGCUGUGAACAUGUUGUUUUAUGUGUUCUUGGCUCGAACAUAUUCUUACAAAAAUGUGCAGAGGGUGGUUGUUGCAGACUGCAAUGAGGGUGACAAUGAUGGUAUGGUUUAGGCUUAAGGUUAUAAGUGAUGAUAAAUGCCAGAUGUUGUUCGUCGGUUUGUAUCUUUAAGGAUCAGUAGUAGUGUUGCUUUAGUAACAAGUGAAUCAUGAAAUGAUCAAACUAAGAAAUGAAAAUUCUGAUUGAAGUUUUAUCUAAGCACGUGUUAAAGUUCAUAUUUUGCUUUUGUAAAGUCAAAUUUCUGUUCACAUGCUAUAAAGAACCACUUCCAUAUCCCA
Molecule: messenger RNA, 2249 nt
Organism: Juglans microcarpa x Juglans regia
Lineage: Eukaryota; Viridiplantae; Streptophyta; Magnoliopsida; Fagales; Juglandaceae
Product: protein NRT1/ PTR FAMILY 5.6-like
Biological process (GO): oligopeptide transport; transmembrane transport
Cellular component (GO): membrane
Molecular function (GO): transmembrane transporter activity
Source: RefSeq, a predicted model, not a curated record